Messenger RNA from Megalops cyprinoides (Indo-Pacific tarpon), 1079 nucleotides. RefSeq names its product CDGSH iron-sulfur domain-containing protein 3, mitochondrial-like. The transcript is spliced from 3 exons. Gene Ontology annotation, cellular component: intracellular membrane-bounded organelle. The record is from RefSeq and is a predicted model, not a curated record. Gene Ontology annotation, molecular function: 2 iron, 2 sulfur cluster binding. Bases 58 to 453 code for a protein of 131 amino acids. Lineage: Eukaryota; Metazoa; Chordata; Actinopteri; Elopiformes; Megalopidae.
UGGACUCCUCCGCUUGUUGUCAGCGGAGCGCUCAACCUUAGCUUUCUAACCAAAAGUAUGAACGCGAUGAUAGCCAGUACGGUGACGCUACAAAAAGUGAAUACAACCACAUUCAACCAACACAGAGUCCGAGUUAUUGCCGUAUUAAAGGCCUGUCUCUUGACACAAACCACAGAGCCCCUGGUGGCAAGCAAGCAGCCUUUCAAGGUGCAGCUGAAGGCUGGCAAGCGGUAUUCCUGGUGUGCCUGUGGACAUAGCAAGAAACAGCCUUUCUGUGAUGGAACCCACAAGAUGUUAGCCAACAAGAUCCCCCCAUUGCGCUUUGUGCCUGACGAGGACUGCACUGUGUGGCUGUGUGGAUGUAAACACUCUGGGAGUGCCCCCUACUGCGACGGCACACAUAAGCAGGACUUCAUCCAGAAGGCAGAGCUACCAACAGCUCCACAGUCCUAACACAGUGUCCAGCUGAAGCCGAACUCCAUUUGAGCUCAUUUGAUCAUGUACACUCAGUCGUCACUGUUAUGCAAUUGCACCAGUUAUGUACUUUGCUAUUCCUUGUUUAGAAAUAGUGAAAUAAAGUUAACCACCUGAUUAUGUAAUGGACUAACAGGUGCCUCAUUAACAGUAUCUCCAAAGGAAGUUUCUCUCAGGAGCUCUUACUGAUGGACUUAAGCCAUCAGGGAAAUAUAUUUCUAAGAAAAUAACUGUAUCAAGGCUUGAUUUGACUAUUUUAAGGCCUGAAAUGUUAUUUGAUUCAUGAUAUUGAUAUUCAGUUAAGUGAAAAUUGCAGACAUUGAUCUGGACACAACUGACCAGUGUAUCUGUGUACAUGUAUCAUCUAUUGCUUUUAAUUGGCGGAUCUGCCUUACCACACGGCAGUGACUGAGGUGAAUAUUGUGAUGUAUUUGAGGUAAAUGAUUUUCUAGAAAUUAUUUCUCUGUGCAAAAGAGACCGCAUCAGCCAGAUGGUGUAAUCAUUUAUAAUACUGGUGUUAAGUGAUAGUUGUGUACUGUGUACCUUUUUCUCUGAAUCCGUAUUGAUGUCAAAGUUUAAAUUGAAUUCAUUAUAAGGAAGUGUCA